Falco peregrinus (peregrine falcon) is the source of this 560-nucleotide messenger RNA. RefSeq names its product alpha-protein kinase 3-like. The transcript has 4 exons. The record is from RefSeq and is a predicted model, not a curated record. Lineage: Eukaryota; Metazoa; Chordata; Aves; Falconiformes; Falconidae. The coding region runs from base 1 to 495 and encodes 164 amino acids.
AUGUGCUGCGGUUGUGCCCCUCUGGGGAACCAAAACCCGCAGCCACCGGGCCGGCCCCCGAGCGGGCCGGGGUCACAGCUGCCUCCCCCGAGCCCCUCCGCCGAGUUCCCGGCUCUCGCCCCGCCAGUUUCGGGGGAAGGGCCGGACUGCGGUGCUUGGAGGACUGCGGGAGGCCGGAAGUGCUCUGCGAGGCGUUCUGGCCCGCGCGUCACCUCGGUGGUUUCUGUGGCCGUUGCGCUUCCGGCUGCGCCGGGCCUCGUGGUCGGGCCGGGCCGGGGGAGCUGGGGCGCAGCGGGGGCUGAGGGACAGGGUUUGUGUCCCGUGGAGGGUUUCCGGGGAGGGCUCUGCCCCAGCGGAGCCGCAGCCCCGACGGUGACACUGGUGGUUAUGGCGGCACUAGCUCCGUUGGUGAGGUGCCUGGACCAGAAGAUCGUUCUGCAGGAUGGUGAGAGUGCUGCCCUUGCAGUUUGGUUAAUACCUGUGCGGUCUUUUUAGGUUCUAGAUAGUAGUUUUGCUGAACUAGAUGGUAAACAUAAAUAAAAUCUGGUUCUCAGACUUGA